AGACCCCUAUCGGGCGACCGAACCAAACCAGAUUGCCAUCCCUACAUCCCUACUUCCGCUCCUCUCACGGCAAAACCCUCUCACCCUUACAAAACUUUUCACCCACAAUCAGAUUUCUUUUCUUUCUCGAUUUAAUUUUAAUUGGUCAAAAGCAAUGAAAGAAAUGGGAGAAAUCAGAGGAGAGACAAUGGAAGGAGGAGGAGACAAGAAGGCAGAGGUGAUUCUGGUGCGCACGUUGGGUGCGGAUGAGCCGAAACACUAUGACGAAGAUGGCGUGUACUGCCGGCGUGUAAGAUUUCACCAGGUGGAUCUGAGUGAAGGUAAAAUAAAGAGCAACUGCUUUCCUUCAAUGUUGAAUCGUAUCGGAGAUGGUGCUAUGGUGCGCUCGGACCGCGGUCCAGCGGUUUACCUUAUAGGCGGUCUGACCCGCAGAGACCAAACAUGUGAACCAAUAGAUGGAGCCAGUUCUGAUGAUGUGUACUACAAAUGCGGCUGUCGGAUGGACUUGCAGAAAGAAGAGGAAGGUAGGGUGUGGGAGCAGAUUGAUCUUCCUAUCAAAAAUUGCUAUAUUCCCUUUUGCGCAUCGCUGUUUGGAAAGCUUUAUGAGUUUGGAUUUCGCUGCCUCCACACUCCCGAGGUUUUUGAUCCGAGUGUCGGAUUUUGGAAGGAGUUGUCCCCUUUGCCCCCUGAGCUUGUCGGUUGCCGUGUUUCAGAUGGAGGAGUUAUCUCCGACCCUCAGAAUUCCCGUUUUCUUGUGCACCUCUAUGAUGGAACCCUGUAUGCUUUCUACCCCGGUUCUGGUGAGUGGGAGCGUAAUGGGAGUCUGUUUCACUGGAGGUAUCGUAAUGUGGUUCUUGNGGUUACUUGGUCCUCAAAGAAGUAUGAAUACAGCAAUGGUUAUCGUGUUAAAGUGACCAAGUAUGAGUUUGAUGCUAUGUUUUAUGUUGGCGGUGGCCAUUUCCGGAUGGCUACUUGGUCUCCUUGUGAUGGAGAUGAAGGAACCACCAGUAGUGCUUCUACUAUGUUCUUCAAGUUCAAAGUUGAUCGCCCCAACAAUGGUCUCAACGUCGUUUGCACUCCCGUUGAUGUCCAAUGCCAUGAUAUCCCAAACACCAUCGAAGUUACAGGGUUCCUACUGCUCUAGGAGGCAAGCAAUUGAUUGUGGGGUGCUUCCCAUUAAGGCUAUUGAAUGGUUGCCAUGUCAUCUUUGGUUGACAAAUAAAAUAUGCUUUAUUUGGUGGUGUAUUCCAUUUAGUGUUUGCCUAUUUAUAGGUUGUUGUACCUUUCAAGUUACUCAAGUCCUUUGUCAUUUCUUUGGGACAGUCGUUAAUACGUUGUUCUUUGUAAAAUUCAUUGGUCGUCAUAUGAAUGUAUGCGUACUCGAGCAAAUUUUAGCCGGCUGUUUUUCUGUACUCAUACACUAUCGCUCUUGCUUCUAAU
Molecule: messenger RNA, 1440 nt
Organism: Cuscuta campestris
Lineage: Eukaryota; Viridiplantae; Streptophyta; Magnoliopsida; Solanales; Convolvulaceae
Source: the annotation of a GenBank genome assembly